Hibiscus syriacus is the source of this 731-nucleotide messenger RNA. Its product is annotated as protein NETWORKED 3A-like. Gene Ontology annotation, cellular component: vacuolar membrane. NCBI's taxonomy places the organism in Eukaryota, Viridiplantae, Streptophyta, Magnoliopsida, Malvales, Malvaceae. The record is from RefSeq and is a predicted model, not a curated record. Gene Ontology annotation, molecular function: actin binding. The transcript has a single exon. The coding region runs from base 77 to 730 and encodes 217 amino acids.
CUGGUAAAUUAUCAUAUUCUGUAAGAACUUUGCUUUGUUUUUUUUUUUCUUCCCAAUUUGCUUCAAUGGUGUGAAAAUGACAGAGUUAGAUAACAAGAAGAUGGCAAUGCUAAAAUUGAUGGAGGGAGACGGAGAUUCAUUUGCCCAACGUGCUGAAAUGUAUUACAAGAAUCGGCCCGAAUUGAUUAACUUGGUCGAAGAUCUCUAUCGAUCUCACCGUUCACUUGCUGAGCGGUACGAUCGAGUUAAGUGCGGAUAUAGAAGUCGUCUCAUAAUAACAUUGGGAUCCCAAUUUUCUUCCAUGAAGUAUAUCUCAAAUAACACCUAUGAUAGAUGCUCCGAUAUUUUGGAUUAUGAAGACUAUGCAGAAUCCGACGUCGACGACCCCGACCCCAAACACGAACACAAUAAGGAUAUAUUAACAAAAGGAGAUGCUGAGACUGAAGAUGGUACCUUACUCGACCGAGAAAUAACCGGAGCUGUUCCUAGUGAGGCCGGAGUCGAUGAAGCGACGAAGUUAAGGGAAGAAGUAGAGAGAUUGAAAGAAGAAAACGAGAAUCUGAAGGCUGAAUCGUUGAAGAAGGAUGAAGAAAAGAGAGAGGUGAUUCGGCAACUGAGUUUUGCCAUCAAAGUGCUGAAGGAUGAGAAUGUGGAGUUGAAGAAGAGAUUGAUGAAAGAUUCCAUUAGGAAAUGGAAUCCCCUUGGAUUCAUCAAAUUAAAGGAUUCUUGAA